AUGUUGCUAACUGGUUGUUUGGUAAUCGGAGAGAGCGAUAUCUCUGAAAUGUGUUCUAUCAAAUCUGAGGAGGACUCCUCAGAGAUGGAGGACAUGGACAUCUCCGAGACAAACUGGUGCUGGUUCUACCUGGCUGAAUGUGGAGUGUGGCAUAUGUUUGAGAUUGAUCCCAGUGCUGCAUGUUCUGUGACAAGUGCUCAAAUUGAGCAGUGUUACAACAGAAACCAGCGUGGAGUGAUGGAGUUUUACACCGCCAAGUAUACCUACAGACUGGAUUUUUCAGUUAUGAGACAAAUAAAUGUCACCACUGGGAAGCAAAGACCUAUCAAGCGUUCCCUUCAGUCUGCAACUGGAUUUAGGUUCAUCUGUGACAAUCUUGCGCUGCCUGUUCCCUGUCACUGGGAACGGAUUAACACUGAUGAGCCAUUUCAGCUCAUUCAACUCGGGCGAGACACAUAUGAAUUUAAAGAAGUAGCUCGCCUUUAUGACCGAACCAUGGACCAUCCUAUCAAAUCUGUACAAAGAAUACAAAACCUUGACUUAUGGGAAUUUUUCUGCAGAAAAAAGACACAGUUGCGUAAAAUAAAACGGACUCUGGAUAUAGAGGAGCGAAUGCUGUUUCAUGGUACAGGACACAGUAAUGUACAAGCAAUAUGCACGUUUAAUUUUGACUGGCGACUAACAGGAAGUCAUGGAGAUGUUUAUGGUAAAGGAAGUUACUUUGCCAGAGAUGCCAAAUACUCCAGCAAAUUUUGCCACACCACAAACAAACACAAUACCACCUUACAGAGACAUGGACUCACUCCACCAAUAUUUGCCAGCGAGCCUCCUUACAAGACUAUGUUUCUGGCAAGGGUACUCGUCGGGGAAUUUACCAUUGGACGUCCUAUGUACUGCAGACCCCCUUCUAAGGAUGCAAGCUUCAUCAACUUCUAUGACAGCUGUGUGGAUGACCUGGCCAAUCCAAAGAUAUUUGUCAUAUUUGACAGUAAUCAAAUAUACCCAGAGUAUAUCAUUGAAUUCUACUAA
Messenger RNA from Knipowitschia caucasica, 1029 nucleotides. The record is from the annotation of a GenBank genome assembly. NCBI's taxonomy places the organism in Eukaryota, Metazoa, Chordata, Actinopteri, Gobiiformes, Gobiidae.